Molecule: messenger RNA, 2873 nt
Organism: Danio aesculapii
Lineage: Eukaryota; Metazoa; Chordata; Actinopteri; Cypriniformes; Danionidae
Gene: stxbp6l
Product: syntaxin binding protein 6 (amisyn), like
Exons: 7
Coding region: 228-1067 (279 amino acids)
Biological process (GO): exocytosis; Golgi to plasma membrane transport
Cellular component (GO): plasma membrane; exocyst
Molecular function (GO): phosphatidylinositol-4,5-bisphosphate binding
Source: RefSeq, a predicted model, not a curated record
AUGAUCCUCAUAGUGCUGUCUCAGUAGGGAGUUCACUAGGACAAAGCACACAGCCUCUGGGUUUUCUCUGGGUCUUUCCACAAGCCCAGAGGACUUUCAUUAGACUCUGUGUGGGAUAAAGAUGGCUUGAGGCGCUGACACACUGAUCUGCUGCAAACUUCUCACUGCUCUUCUGGGCUCCAGGAAGGAAGAAAUCGACUGAAGAUCAAGCAGAAGGCAUUUUGAAGAUGAACAUUCAGUCAGCCAUCAGCCGUGAGAUCUUUGUCCCAAGAGAUGAAAAGUUACUGGUUUCCAUUGAGGUGAGGAGGAGGAUGAAGAGGACGGGACUUUCCCUCACAGGCCGCAAUAAGAAGUACUUGACUUUCCUCUGCUUGUCAGUCACCAACAGCAGACCAGCUAAAGUCUUCAUCACUAAAGUGAAGAAAUUUCAAGGCACGCGGCAGUUUGCUAAAAGAUCUCAGUGGUCUGUGGAGCAGCUCCGCCAGGUCAAUGGCACCAACCCUGAUAAGGACACUCCUGAGUUUGACCUAGUGUUCGACCGCACCACCGACCAAUGGGAGGCCAGCUCAGCCGCAGAGAAGUGCAUGUUUGUGCAGGUUUUGUACCAUGCAUGUCAGAACUACUGGGAGGCCAAGCUCGGCCAGGAAAAGCCUACGUCCCCUGGAGGCCAGAAGACACCGGGAGCUGCGGAGAGCAAGAAGAGCCCUGCUGCAACAAACAAAACCAACUUCAUUAACUGCCAGCCAAAGCUGAUGGGAGAUGCAUGCUCUGUUAAUAUGGUCAUCUACCGCUGCAAGAUAUUUUUGAAUAGAAUGAAGACCAGUAUGACUGCAAACCAGGAACGGCGUCAGCGUGAAGCAGCAGGUAAAUCCUCCAGGAGCAGGAGCAAAAGCAGUCCGUCUCCUCCAGCAGUGAGAAAGAUGGGGAAUAUGAUGCGGAGAGCCAGUCAGGUGUUGAGCGAACGCGGAGAGCGCCUGAUGAAGGCUGAUGACAAGACCAGCCACAUGCUGCAUGGGGCCAGGCAGUUUGCAGAGGCUGCUCAGAGGCUGGCUCUGAAGCAGAUCUAGAGGUCUUCUGAAUGCCCUUGCUUCCAAUAAACAUGUUAAAAAUGAGCUUUUAAUCAUCUGGUUGCUGGAUAACUUAAAAAAAGUAGCUCUUAGUCUAAUUCAGAUGCAUUCUGUGCAACACUUUUUAUUUAGUUUUCUCCUCACCUGCAGCCUGAACUCAUAUUUCUGCAUUUUUAUUUUUGCAAACAGCUGAGAAAUUCAAGCAAUUGUGAUAUGUUCAGUCUGACUUGCAGAUCUGUUCCUUUUUUUUGCAUUUUCUACAGUAAUCACAGGAUAAUAUAGCCAGCAGGAGGUUGAUCCUCUUCUGCUGAGAUGCGAAUUACCAUGAGGCGAGCGAAAUGAUGUUUGUUUUGCACUGGAAGGAGCCUUAAGCCUUUUGAUUUUGCUCGCAAAACUAAAGAAAAUUGCCUCCCUUAAGGAAAAGCACAACAUCAAAACGAAAGCAUUACAGCACUUUCGCAAUAACUUGUUUGUAGGUUUAUCUAUGCAAGUUAUUUUCCAUUUAUUAUAUGCAAGCUACUAUUUUUCUCACACAGUUUGGCAUUUAUAAGGCUGAGACUCACUUUUGGGUAAUAUUUAUAUUCAUUUAAAGCAGGUUUAGCACUUCACUGUAUGUUAGCUUUUUGGAAACACCGUUUAUAUCAACACAAUCUCACGGGAAUUCGUAACUUUUUGAUUUAGUGGCUAAUUCGUAUGAAUUCGUACGAUCUAAUUCGUACGAUUUAGUACGAUUUGCUCAUCCCCCAAUGACGGUUGGCUUUAGGGGUGGAGUUAGGUGCCACGCCUCCUUUUUUAAAUCGUACAAUUUCGUACGAAUGAACUCUAGCCACUAAACUAGCCGCUAAAAUUAGCCACUAAACUGACAAAACGUAAAAUACUUUCGUUUUCUCAUGAGAUCAGGCUGUUUAUUUCCCUGAACUGCUAACAUUUUCGUAAUUUAUGUCAUUUUAAAUACUUUCCAGUACUUCUACCUUAAUGAUGCUACCUAUUUAAUAUUUGUUCCGCAUAUUUAAUUGGGUUUCAGACAGAUCCUGAAUGCCCACAUGCUAAUGGUCUAUUUAAAAUACGUAAAGCGACUGUAUGUAUUUUUGUCAAAGCCCUCUACACUUCUGUGUCCAUUAUAUCGCUUCUAUAUUUCAGUAGAUAUGCGUGUUCACAACUUGUGGCUACUUUAUUCUUUCCAAACAUGCUCACAAACAAGUUAACUAAUUUAUAAAAAGAGAAAAGAACAAGAAACAAAAUCCAGUCGAGAUUAAUUAGAACGAUUGAUCUGGUAAUUAACACUCGCAUACACUUUAUCCAUGCUAUGUGCACAAGUGUUUCUGCAUAUAUAACAUACAGUACAGAUGAAACACUCAUGAAUGAUUUUAAGUUACAUUCAGAUCACAAACAUGAGAUUUAAGAUUCUAUAAGCUUUUAUCAUGAUAGAAACUCAAUGUAUUUAGAUGUGAUCUGUGCGACAUGUUCUUCCGUCAGUCUUGUAAAUCUGUGUGUUGAGAUGAGACUCAGCUUUGUGUGUUUGUGAUCGUGAUCAUCAUCAGCAGGAGCCGCAUGUCAUAAAGAGGCCAGAGGGUUUUUUCUGCAUCGAUUCAGACACCCUGUUUGGUGUUGACAUGUGUGACGUCUGUCUUCUUAUGCUGCUAUUUUUCUAUGAGUGUUAAAAUGACUUGAGUUUCUUUAUGCUGCAUUGUUUAUGUGUAACAGAAUUCCGUCUUUGUCUUUGACUGUGCUCUUGUCUGCGCUUAAAACAGGUUACAUGUGGAAAUACCCAUAAUUUGCGCAAUAAAUAAAAUGGGACACACUUGU